Molecule: messenger RNA, 1449 nt
Organism: Aspergillus calidoustus
Lineage: Eukaryota; Fungi; Ascomycota; Eurotiomycetes; Eurotiales; Aspergillaceae
Source: the annotation of a GenBank genome assembly
AUGCCUCCCCGAAAGCAGUGGAUCGAUAAGAAAAAUGCUACCACUUAUCAGCUUUUCCAUCGAUCCCAACAUGACCCCCUCAUCCACGACCCCUCAGCCGACGACCGUGUCCUUCACCCGGUAUACGGCCCUGCUUCAGAAGAUCCAGCCACCUCGGCGAAACGUUCCAAGAACCUAGACGAUCUCGCGAGCGAAUUCGGAUCCGGUGCUGUUCGAAAGAACGAGGGUGAGGCAGCCAACUAUGGCAUCUACUACGACGACUCGAAAUAUGAUUAUAUGCAACAUCUGCGCGAACUUGGUACCGGAGGUGGGGACUCGUACUUUGUCGAAGCCGCCAGCAAGAACAAAGGCAAGGGCAAAUCCAUGAAGCUGGAAGAUGCGCUCGCGCAGACUUCGUUGGAUGACGAGGACACAAGGAGCACCUGGGAUGGCCGCAGCACAGUGGGCUCCGCCUACGGAGCAUACUCUACCGCCUCUACUUACUCCCGAAAGCCGACAUACCAGGACCAGCAGAACGUCCCGGAUGCCAUUGCGGGGUUCCAGCCGGAUAUGGAUCCCCGACUUCGGGAGGUCCUCGAGGCCCUCGACGAUGAGGAAUAUGUGGACGAGAAAGAGGACGACGAUUUCUUCGGUCAGCUGACUUCACACGCGGAGGAGAUUGACCCUGGUGACUGGGAAGAUACACUGUUCGAUGAGGACGACGAAGACGAAGGGUGGGAGUCCGACGCUACAGAGAAAGCCCCCAACCAGCCAAGUAACACCGCAUCCAUCAAGCAAGAAACGAAGAAAGACGUCGCUCCGGGCGAACUUCCUGAACAUGACGCCCCAGCUCCCGACAUGCACCCCGACGACCAGGACUGGAUGCGUGAAUUCGCCAAAUUCAAGAAAACCGGAAAGACACAAGCUACCCCCGCCGCCCCGGCCAGCGUUGUCCCCUCCGAACAGCGCAGCACCCUCGCUUCAACGGUCUUCACAGCUGGCGGUACCCCGAUCCGCCGCAAGAAGCGCAAGGGCGCCCUCACCAACCCUUCUGCCUACUCCAUGACCUCCUCCUCCCUAGCCCGUACCGAGGGCCACCGUCUCCUUGACGACCGGUUCGACCGCGUUGAAGCACUUUAUGCCGUCGAUGAAGAAGACGAAUACGAUGACUCCGUGUCCAUGGUUAGUGGUAUGACCGGCAUGACCGACCUCUCGACCGCCUCUUCACAAGCACCAAGUCUUAUUGAUGCGAACGGCAACGCAGUCGCGCCGCGCCAUGACUUCAACAACAUCAUGGAUGACUUCUUGUCCGGAUGGGACGACAAGACAAGUUCACAGGCAAAGCGGAAGGGUGCAAAGGCCAAGCGUGGUAAGAACGGCAACGAGGCGAUUGGUAUUCGCAUGCUGGAUGAAGUCAGACAGGGCCUGGGGCCUGCAAGAGUUCCUGGAAGAGUUCCGGGCAGGGCAUGA